CGUUGCCUAGUGAUUUGCGACUCUGGGCGAUCUACGACAUAAAGUGGUUCCACAAUCCACACGUGUGCCUCUCCGACCUACAGGAAUCUCCCUUUUUCACGGGAAGGGCGCCCGUCCAGCUCCGGCCCAGCAUGUCGUCCCCGGGCUCCUCGUCUCACAACGCCGGGAAGCGCAAACGAAACAACACCGCGGCCAGCAAGGUGGAAAUGGACAAUCAGCAGACCAUCCAGACGGAGUCCCGCGACGCCUCAGCCGAGGAGGGUGAUACGACGGCUCCGGAAUCCGGCCGCACCGCCGCAGCCGCCCACAAGAAGACCGACUCGCUCGGAGGCAGCAGCAGCAGUCACCCGCCUAGCAAGCGGCAGCGCGCCAGUUCCGACCAAUCUACCGCCAUUGCCGGGACGCCAAUAGGCCAUGCGCAAGCAGUCGACCCCGGCGAGCCGAGCGACACCACCGAGGCGAGCGUGGACAUUGCCGAACGCGUGGCGCGAAAGGGCAGCCGGAAGGCCUCGACAACCAAGGAGAGCGCCGCGUCUACUACUACUACCGGCAACGGCACCACAAACGGCAGCGCGCCCAUCAGCAGCAAAACCGCCGCCGCCAUGCCUCCGCCCCCGAUCGGCAAGCUCACACACCCGCACGGCUACAAGACCAACCCGCCUCCCGUGGGUAGGCCGAUAAGGGUGUAUGCCGACGGCGUGUUCGAUUUAUUUCACCUUGGACACAUGCGUCAGCUGGAACAGGCGAAGAAGGCGUUCCCGGAUGUGUAUCUGAUCGUGGGUGUGACCGGGGACGAGGAGACGCACAAGCGCAAAGGCCUCACGGUGCUUACGGGCAAGGAACGGGCCGAGACGGUACGGCACUGCAAAUGGGUCGACGAGGUCAUCGAGAACUGCCCCUGGAUCGUGACGCCCGAGUUCCUCGAGAAGCACCAGAUUGACUAUGUCGCGCAUGACGACAUUCCCUACGGCGCCGACGAGGGCGACGACAUUUACGCGCCUAUCAAGGCCGCCGGCAAGUUCCUGGUGACGCAGCGCACCGAGGGCGUAAGCACCACGGGGAUUAUCACAAAGUGAGUUCUCCUCAACCCCGUCCCUUCCCUCCUUAUUUGUCUUUUCUAUCUCUCCCCUUUAUUUGAGAAA
Canariomyces notabilis is the source of this 1142-nucleotide messenger RNA. RefSeq lists its product as uncharacterized. Gene Ontology annotation, molecular function: choline-phosphate cytidylyltransferase activity; phosphatidylcholine binding. The transcript has 2 exons. Gene Ontology annotation, cellular component: nuclear envelope. Bases 132 to 1076 code for a protein of 314 amino acids. The record is from RefSeq and is a predicted model, not a curated record. NCBI's taxonomy places the organism in Eukaryota, Fungi, Ascomycota, Sordariomycetes, Sordariales, Chaetomiaceae. Gene Ontology annotation, biological process: CDP-choline pathway.